Messenger RNA from Myodes glareolus (Bank vole), 1172 nucleotides. The record is from RefSeq and is a predicted model, not a curated record. NCBI's taxonomy places the organism in Eukaryota, Metazoa, Chordata, Mammalia, Rodentia, Cricetidae.
CAAACCCUGCCAUAGGGGUUGGAGAGCAGCGGGCCUGCUGCUGUUGCUGACACUGGUCACUGCAGGGGCCAUGGCUGGUGGACUUCUUGGCUUCAAGUACAGCCCUCCCAAGCCUUUGCUGCAGAUGCUCCGAAAGACCUCAAGCUCCAGGGUACCCUGGCCCAACCAAACCACUCUAGUGGACGUGGCCCAGAACAUGGCAACUAUCGUGGUGACUCCGCUUCAGAGCAACCACAGCUGGGCUGUGCUGUUUGACGGGCAAAGUGUGAGUAAGCUUGGGAGGGGGGUAGAGUGGAGGUAUGGGGUGGCCUCGACUUACCUGUCUGCCUCCCCAGGGCUGCAUCUGUUACCGCCCUGCAGAGCACCAGGCCUGCUUCCUCCGUCUGAUGGAAGCCCAAGAUCGGGAGACCCUAAGGCUGCUGGUGAACACUUCCAGGGUGAGCAGUACUACUUGGCUGGCCACCCCCUUCAAGUCCCCUCCCCAAGGCCAGGGGACAAACAAAAGGUCCUCUGUGCAGCCUGGCUGGGCCAGCCAAGGCUCUGGUUUCAGGGGAACAGAAAGCUCUAUCUUCCCCUGACUGAGGCUGUUGACAAGAGCAGGUGGAAGGGCCAUCAGGCUGGGGUGGAACACGAAUGCCCUACCCAGCCAGGAUCAAGAAAGUAUUAUAUGAUGGCCCACCAGAGUCUUUCUGCAGGCCCAGGAGUCCCAUGAACCUGGCCAAGAGACCCACUAUGCCCAGGAGCUGCUGGCAGUUUUGGGGGGCCAUACUGUGGACCCGGCCCAAGUGGGAGCUUCGGUGCAACACCUUUGUGCCGACACUCCCAUCUACUGGGCCCAGCGAGCAGAGGGUGAGUUGGGGAAGGGUUGAGUGAACAGGCCUAUGGCUCCUGCAGGACAGUACUGGGUCGGAGCCCUUGGGACUCAUGAGUUCCCUUUUCCCCAGGGCCCCAGAGACAGCGGCUGAUCUACCUCUGCAUUGACAUCUGCUUCCCGAGCAACAUCUGUGUGUCUGUCUGCUUUUAUUACCUUCCAGACUAAGCCCCCUACCAAGCCCUCCCGGCUUUUGGUCCCACAGGCCAAUCCUGUCCCCACAGGUCAGCAAGCUGGUCAGGUCACCACCACCAAUGAACGGAAGCUGACAGUAAGGACAAAUAAACCCAGAUUACCUGGC